AUGGCCGCUCUCGGCGCCCAGAAGUACACUCCCGCUGAGGAAUCUGAAAUCCAGGCCUGGCUCGCCAGGGCCCAGGAGCUCAAGGCCGGUGCUUCCGAUGCUGCUCUCGAUGCCCUCAAUGCCGAGCUUGCCACUCGCACCACCGCCCUUGGCACCAAGCCCAGCAAGGCAGAUAUCGCUCUUUAUGAGUCUCUCGCUCCCAUUGUGAAGUCGUGGGCCCCAGAGCAGCGCACUGGCGAGAACGGGCGCCCCAACAUUGUGCGUCUGGUCGAUUUUGUCCAGAACAGCCCCAUCUUCGGCCUCGAUGUUGCCGACGCCGACAAGGUCCAAGUCGAUCCCGAGGAGAUCCUUUACGUCAAGCCGCCAGCCGAUCCCAAGGCUGAGAAGGAGCGCUUGAAGAAGGAGAAGGCUGCCGCCGCCGCUGCUGCUGCCGCUUCCGCCGCCACCGGCAACCAGGCUCUUCCUGAUAGGACAAAGGAGAAGAAUGCCGGUGCUGCGGUUGAGCCCAAGGACAAGGUCGCUGACACUACCCCUGCUGCUGCCGAGGGCGGUAACGGGAAGCCCAAGAAGGAAAAGAAGGAGAAGAAGGAGCGUGCUCCCAAGCAGGCUCCUCCCCCUGCGCCCACUGUGCUGUCCCCUGGUCUCAUUGACCUGCGUGUCGGCCACAUCCUCAAGGCCAUCAAGCAUCCUGAGGCCGACUCUCUCUACGUCUCUACGAUCAACGUCGGCGACAAGCCAGGCACUGACGACACCGUCGAGUACGAGGGCCAGAUCUGCCGGACCGUGUGCUCCGGCCUGAAUGGCCUUGUCCCGCUCGAGGAGAUGCAGGGCCGUAAGGUUGUGGUGGUCUGCAAUCUGAAGCCUGUCAAGAUGCGCGGCAUCAAGUCGUGCGCCAUGGUCCUAGCUGCCUCCCCACGGCCUAAGGAGGGCGAAGAUGACCACAAGGGCCCCGUUGAGCUGGUCAACCCUCCUGCUGAUGCUAAGGCUGGCGAGCGUGUUUUCUUCGAGGGCUUCCAGGCUGAGCCCGAGAAGGUGCUUAACCCCAAGAAGAAGAUUUGGGAGACCUUCCAGCCCGGCUUCACCACCACUGACUCGCUUGAGGUGGCUUUUGAUCCCAGCGUCGUCGAGGCCCUGGAGGGCAAGACGGGUCUGGCGAAGUUGGUCACCGAGAGCGGUGGUGUGUGCACGGUUGCUAGCCUAAAGGGUGCUCAGGUACGGUAA
This is a messenger RNA of Thermochaetoides thermophila DSM 1495, 1221 nucleotides long. Its product is annotated as putative tRNA-binding protein. The coding region runs from base 1 to 1221 and encodes 406 amino acids. The transcript has a single exon. Gene Ontology annotation, cellular component: methionyl glutamyl tRNA synthetase complex. NCBI's taxonomy places the organism in Eukaryota, Fungi, Ascomycota, Sordariomycetes, Sordariales, Chaetomiaceae. The record is from RefSeq and is a predicted model, not a curated record. Gene Ontology annotation, molecular function: tRNA binding.